Molecule: messenger RNA, 1629 nt
Organism: Torulaspora delbrueckii
Lineage: Eukaryota; Fungi; Ascomycota; Saccharomycetes; Saccharomycetales; Saccharomycetaceae
Gene: SRP1
Product: karyopherin alpha
Exons: 1
Coding region: 1-1629 (542 amino acids)
Biological process (GO): NLS-bearing protein import into nucleus
Cellular component (GO): nucleoplasm; nucleus; cytoplasm
Molecular function (GO): nuclear import signal receptor activity; protein binding
Source: RefSeq, a predicted model, not a curated record
AUGAACGGUGAUACAGAUAGCUCUUCGACGAAUAAGUUCGUUCCUGAAUAUAGGCGUACAAAUUUCAAGAAUAAGGAGAGGUUUUCAGCCGAUGAGCUACGUCGUCGUAGGGAUACUCAGCAAGUGGAACUGAGGAAAGCCAAGAGAGAUGAAGCAUUAGCAAAAAGAAGAAAUUUUGCACCACAGACUAAUGGAGCAGAUUCAGAGGAUGAGGAUGAUGCUUCAGCAUCUGCUGAUCAGCAGUUCUAUAACCAGCUGCAAGUGGAACUUCCUGAAAUGAUUCGUCAGAUUCAGUCGCCCGAUAUGCAAGAACAGUUGGCCGCAACUGUGAAAUUUAGACAGAUCUUGUCAAGGGAACAUAGACCACCAAUCGAUAUGGUUAUUCAAUCCGGCGUAGUGCCAACGUUGGUUAAUUUUAUGAAUGAAAAUCAGCCAGAGAUGUUACAAUUGGAAGCAGCUUGGGCUCUAACGAAUAUUGCUUCUGGUACUUCUGCACAGACAAAAGUCGUUGUUGAGGCUGGAGCUGUUCCUUUAUUUAUCCAAUUAUUAUACACCGGUUCUGUCGAAGUGCAAGAACAAGCUAUAUGGGCCCUAGGUAAUGUUGCUGGUGAUUCCACGGACUACAGAGACCAUGUGUUGCAAUGUGGUGCCAUGGAACCUAUCCUUGGGUUGUUUAACACAAACAAGACCUCAUUGAUUAGAACAGCUAUCUGGACCCUUUCCAACUUGUGUAGGGGUAAGAAACCACAGCCAGAUUGGACUAUAGUCUCAAAGGCUCUGCCAACUUUGGCUAAAUUGAUCUAUUCCCUGGAUACUGAGACUUUGAUAGAUGCAUGUUGGGCCAUUUCAUAUUUAUCCGAUGGACCUCCAGAAGCCAUUCAAGCUGUCAUUGAUGUGAGAAUUCCAAAGAGGUUGGUGGAAUUGCUAAAUCAUCAAUCCACUUUGGUGCAAACCCCAGCUCUAAGAGCCGUUGGUAACAUUGUUACCGGUAACGAUUUGCAAACCCAAGUGGUAAUCAACUCCGGCGUUCUACCUGCCUUGAGAAACCUACUAAGUUCGCCAAAGGAAUCCAUUAGGAAAGAAGCCUGCUGGACUAUUUCAAACAUUACAGCUGGUAACACCGAACAAAUUCAAGCUGUCAUCGACGCAAGCUUGCUACCACCAUUGGUCAAACUCUUGGAGACCGCAGACUACAAAACCAAGAAGGAAGCAUGUUGGGCAAUCUCUAACGCAUCAUCCGGCGGUUUGCAAAGGCCAGAAAUUAUAAGAUACCUUGUUUCUCAGGGCUGUAUAAAACCUCUAUGUGACCUGUUGGAGAUCGCAGAUAACAGAAUCAUUGAGGUUACUCUAGACGCCUUGGAGAAUAUUCUAAGAUGUGAAGCAGACAAGGAAGCUCGUGGUCUCAACAUUAACGAAAACGCAGACUACAUAGAAAAGGCAGGCGGUAUGGAAAAGAUCUUCAACUGUCAACAAAACGAAAACGAUAAGAUCUACGAAAAGGCUUACAAGAUCAUCGAAACUUACUUCAGUGAAGAUGAUGACGCCAUCGAUGAGAGUAUGGCUCCUCAAACAUCGGGCAACACUUUCGGUUUCGGUUCCAACGUCAAGCAGCAGUUUAAUUUUAACUGA